Molecule: messenger RNA, 2114 nt
Organism: Paecilomyces variotii
Lineage: Eukaryota; Fungi; Ascomycota; Eurotiomycetes; Eurotiales; Thermoascaceae
Product: transporter protein smf2
Exons: 3
Coding region: 253-1992 (579 amino acids)
Biological process (GO): iron ion transport; intracellular manganese ion homeostasis
Cellular component (GO): membrane
Molecular function (GO): manganese ion transmembrane transporter activity; cadmium ion transmembrane transporter activity
Source: RefSeq, a predicted model, not a curated record
GGAAAAUCGGGCUUCUUCUUCUCCCAAGGUCCCCCUUUUAUCCGUAUCUAAAACCACGUAAUAAUGGCAGUAUUAUUAUAUUAUUAUUAUUAGUAUCGAGUGCUUAUAGCUUUUCACGUCAAAGUACUGCUGCUCCGCCUAUCUGGAAUUGGACACAUUCCACGGCACUAUAGUCGAUCAGCCGCCGCCUUCGUGAUCGCCAAUUUCUACCCAGAUUUUUUUCUAUUUUUGCGUGGUCCAGUAAUUGCAGCCAUGAAUUGCCCCUCUCGACCCGACGAUACUCUGGAUCGUCCCGACUGGAAUCAGAAUCCACCGUUUCUGAACGCAGAUGGUACGACCAGACAGGAUCUCAAUGGCAUUUCCAAUGCCAGAGAACAACGCGACCAUGUGUCCAAGACGGCCGGUGCGGCAAGUGCUACGACGUUACCAUCGGAGAUCCAACAGAACCGCGAAGAUGUCGGAGAGACCGAACCCACCGAGAAACCUGCUGGAGGAGGAGUGGAAACGGCUACCUCUCAGCUUGAACAGCCAGAGAGUGCUAGCCGAUUCCCUCACCUUUCAGUUUUCCCCAAGAACUUUCCUCCUUUCCAACGGGCGAUUCAAGCCAUUGCGAAGCUUGCUCGCUUUGUUGGACCCGGGUUUCUGGUCGCCGUUGCGUACAUUGAUCCGGGAAAUUAUUCCACAGAUGUUGCGGCCGGAGCGGACACCAAGUAUGCCUUACUCUUCGUAGUGCUGAUGUCCAAUCUCUUCGCCAUCUUUUUGCAGUCGUUAUGCAUCAAGCUCGGCAGCGUGACGGGCCUCAACCUGGCGGAAAAUUGUAGAGCGCAUCUCCCACGGUGGUUGACCAUUAUCCUUUAUAUCUUUGCUGAAGCCGCCAUAGUAGCGACGGAUAUCGCAGAGGUGAUUGGAUCUGCUAUUGCUUUGAACCUACUGUCUGACAAUAAGAUCCCUCUUGUUGCCGGAUGUGCUAUCACGCUUGCCGAUGUCUUAUUUCUCCUUAUAUUCUAUAGACCCAACGGUUCCAUGUUGGGGUUGCGAGCCUUCGAAUAUUUCGUCAUGGCUUUGGUCCUCGGUGUAGUGAUUUGCUUUUGCAUUCAACUGUCACUAAUUCGCAACCAAUCAAUCGGGGAGGUGUUUCGAGGAUAUGUCCCAUCUGCAGAUGUCAUUAGAGGCAACGGGCUUUACCAAAGUUGUGGUAUCCUGGGCGCCACAGUCAUGCCUCACUCUCUCUUCCUGGGCAGCGGGAUCAUCCAGCCGCGACUGAAGAGUUUUGAUGUUGCUCAAGGCUAUGUCAAUCCCGAUGUGCCGGUGGGGAGCAAUGGGGGCGAGGUGGAAUAUCGCCCUUCUGUAGAUGCGAUCCGUUCGUGUAUGAAGUACUCCAUAGCAGAGCUGGUAUUGUCUCUUUUCACUUUCGCACUGUUUGUCAACAGCGCCAUUCUCAUUGUGGCAGGGGCAGCGCUGUACGGGACGCCUGGAGCAGGCGAUGCGGACCUCUUUGGGAUCUAUGAUCUUCUCUCGGGAUCUAUCUCCCCUGCCGCUGGAACGAUCUUUGCACUGGCUCUGCUCUUAUCGGGGUUGUCUGCUGGUAUCGUUUGCACCAUGUCUGGCCAAAUGGUCAGCGAGGGGAUGCUACGAUGGAGCAUAAAACCUUGGCUUCGAAGACUGAUAACCCGUUCUAUCAGUAUCAUUCCCAGCAUCGCUAUCGCUGGUGCUGUUGGAAAAGAUGGUCUGAACGCUACACUGAAUGCGACCCAAGUAGUCCUCAGUGUCAUUUUGCCGUUCGUCACAGCACCGCUCAUCUACUUCACGUGCCGUAAUCGGUAUAUGACCGUUAGGUGCGGUGAAAGCACCGGGGAAGGCGAUGACACAUCGGUCGAGUCUGCCAAAAUGAGGAACAACUGGUUCAUUGCCAUCCUGGGUGUUUUGAUCUGGUUGGUUAUUGCGAUUAUGAAUAUCGCGCUGCUGGUCCUGGUUGGACUCGGCAAGGCUUGAAAUGGACGACGGAGCCCCAGAAGAUACUGACACCUUGGAUCGCUACUAGAUAGCUACAUACCGCUUCAAUACGUAAACACCCGGACAUCCCAUAGACAAAUUGAACGUGCUUGAGUGUUUAU